CUCUUUUCUUCUUUCUUAUCAUGGCAUUUGCGCAACAACCACAACGACGUAGACAACAACAUGUUGUAGAAAAUGAGAAUAGUUUAGCAGUGAUAUCUGAUUCCGAUACGGAUUGGCAUGUACUUAGUAGUAGUACAUCUUCACCCAUCUUAUUUCCUUCAGAGUCUGAAUCGUCAUUUCGACCUUCUUCAGACACCGAUGAGUCUGAUUCAGCCGACGUCGCCUAUUUACCUAGUCAUGAUGGUACGGGUACAUUUUUAAUGGAUCAUGAAGAAGAAAGUGUUCAUGUGGUACUUCCUGCUUGUUUACCUACUUUAGCCGGAAUCGAAUUAUCGGCUGAUGAUGAAGAAGAAAGUCAUCAUGACGCUCAUGACGAUAUGAAAUUUACCACAAAGCGACAACAAAAUUUAGAUAGUAUUCCUGUACAUCAUCCAGGUAUACCAGGUUCCUCCACAUCGAACGCUAUUUUAUCGUUGGUAUGGGCCAAUUUAAAGAGACUGACCAAUCAUUUGAUGGAGAAUGAUACAAAUACGGUGGAUACUUUAUCUAAUCUGAUGUCAGAAGCUGUGAUGGAAGGAUGUAUGCCAUUUAGUUCUCAUUUACAUAUGGACAUUGAACCAUCGUAUCAUCCUCGACUAGGUGGACCUAUUUAAAUUUGAUUGGGCCAAAAAAAAAAAAAAAAAAAA
Messenger RNA from Mucor mucedo, 686 nucleotides. RefSeq lists its product as uncharacterized. Bases 21 to 653 code for a protein of 210 amino acids. Lineage: Eukaryota; Fungi; Mucoromycota; Mucoromycetes; Mucorales; Mucoraceae. The transcript is spliced from 2 exons. The record is from RefSeq and is a predicted model, not a curated record.